UAAAUAUAGAAACACUUGUGAAAGUUUGGGAGAACUUGAAAAAGAAAUGCUGUGUUUCCAUAGCAUUUCCUUUCUCCCAAACCUCCCUUUGUGACUCUAUAACUCAUUUAAGAAACAGAAAAUUUUUCUUUAAUUUUAAUGUUGUGUUAUCCCUGCUAAUAGUAACAGAUGUUACUUAGAUGUGCAAGUCGUGCAUGAACAUUAUUAAUCUGGUCCACUAUUACUUUUACAGUUAUCCUGGUAUUUCAUGGGUUUUUGUUUUCUGUUUUUAAAGUUUUUGGUUUUGGAUUCCCAUUUUCAGACUUGUAAUGGCAUCUCUUCAACCUCAAGAGAUUAAUAAACAGCUGUGUUGUGCUGUUUGCCUGGCACAAUUUAAGGAACCAAAAGUUCUACCAUGUCUGCACACCUACUGUAAAGAGUGUCUUGUGAAACUGGUGAAGAAAAAGGGAGCUGAUCAUGUCAUAACGUGCCCUGAGUGCAGGCAGGAUGUAGGAAUUGUAGAUGGAGAUGUAGGCAAGCUGCAACCAAACUUCUGGGUGAGCAAUUCUAUGACCUUGCUAAGAAUGCAAGACAGCACUUCCACAGGCAAGUCGUUGAUCUGUGAACUGUGUGACAGUGGUGACUCAGGUGUGUCACGUUGCACCAGUUGUAGUGUUUUCAUGUGUGAGUUUUGUGUAACUGCACAUAAAAGGAUCAAUACUUUCAAGGGUCACGAGAUUUUAUCCCUUGAGGAGGUGAAAGCAGUUGGUUCUCAGGCCCUCUCCAAGCCAGCUUUUUGUGAAAAACAUAAUGGUGAGACACUGAAACUGUUUUGCCAAACUUGCCAGAAAACAAUCUGUCGAGAUUGUACCAUUGUUGAUCACCGUGAACAUAAGUAUCAUUUUAUAGCAGAUGUUGCUGUUAAGGAAAGAAAUGCUGUGCAAGCUGUUCUUCAACAAACUAAAGUCAAGCAACGUGCAGUAGCAGAAGGCUUAAGAGCUGUGCAGACGAUGAACAGUUGUGUCCAGAAGAAAGUCACCGAAGUUAACAAACAGGUGGAUUGCUUUUUUGAUGAGCAAGUUAAGGCACUGGAGUAUUACCGUGCAAAUCUAAAGCAUGAAGCAAUAAUGCAAGGCGAAUAAAAAGUCAAACAACUUGAAAGCCAAGCAGAGAUGCUCUCCUUACUUUUGAUACAGAUGGGAAGCAGUAUUGAGUUUGCUGAUCGUGCCAUAGCAGACGGAGAUGAUGUCAAGCUCUUGUCUUUGAAGAAACAACUAAUCCAGCGACUUUCCCAACUUAAUUCAUCACAGAACCAGCUGAAACCCUGCAAGGAUGAUUAUGUCAAGUUACAAGUGCAUCAGGCAAUUUGGGACAUUGGGAAAAUGGCAUCCUUAUGUUACUUCCCCCCUGACCCACAAAAGUGCACUGUUUGCUUCACAGGAGGAGAAGAAGGGGUCAUGUACCAGACCUUCACUGGACAGUCAGUGGAUUUCCAUCUUAUUAUCAAAGAUAAAAUGGGGAGCAAAGUAACAGCAGGUGGCCAUCAAGUCCAGGCUCAAGUCAUUUUCAACAGUGAAGCUGUUGAGGAGAGACAGGAAAAACUUGCAGUACAAGACAACAGUGAUGGGUCGUAUAGCUUUUCUUAUCGUCCCAGAGAUGUAGGUCUUGUAACUCUAACAGUGCUAGUUGAGGGUCAAAGUGUGGGUGGAAGUCCCUUUAAUUGGCAAGUUAAUCCAGAACUCAGUCUAGAGAGAAAAAAGAAGGAAAAAAGGGCAACCAAAACAAAACACCACCAGCUGCAUCACAUUACUCCUGUAACGAAACAAAGUGACCAAACUUUUACAAAGGGGAUGCAUUCUUGGAAACUCCAGCUGGUCUCAUACAGUCCUGGUCAGAAAAGAAAUGGACAAGAAAUAAUUAUUGGUGUCCACAAUUAUUAUUAUGAUUGUUUUGAUGCUUAUGGUGAUGGUUAUUCCUAUCCACCAAAAAGUGCAUUUAAGUGGUGCUGGUGUUUCAAUUCAGCAAACCAAAAUUUUCGUCGAUCAGAUGGUCAACCUUCCUCUAUCACUUCGGUGCAAGACAGAGACAUCUUCACAGUUUUUCUAAAUCUUGAUGCGAGAAAACUCAUUGUCUACAGUGCCCGUAGUAAACAAGCUGAAUUGUUUACUGGGGUUGAAGGGAAACAAUUCAGUCCUUUGAUCUCACCUUCACAAGAAUUUUUGAGGUCAGGCAAUGCGCAUCUAACUCUUAAUGUCCAGUAGACUGUUUAAUAUCAGACAGGAGAGUUAUAUCUGGACAUGAUAGGAAAAUGGGAAGGAGUUAAGGAAGGAAAAAAAUAUGGCUAUAUACUCUCAUAUUGAACACUUAGAAAUGACGGAUACAUGUACAACAGAAAUGCAUACCGUUGCAUAGAGUACUUCCUUUUUAUAAAAUUACAAUGCAGCUACUUGAAUCAGGCCACCUAGAAUAAAAAUAACCAAUCAAAAUGUACACCAAGAACAAUGGACUGGUAGCUUUCCCAUGAUGGCAGGUAAUAAGGGUCUGGUUUAUAUCAAUAUGUAAAUGCUAUUGACUCCUCUGUGUUAUAUACACUCUUAGAAAUUCAGUCCUUGAUGGUGAAAAAUUUAGCUUGAAAACCUCAUUUUGCAACAAGUAGACUGAAACUGUUGAAAAGUGUACAUAAUUUUGGAUUGAAACUAACCAAUCAGCAUAGUAGCAAAGUUUCUUGAGAGGUUCACAACACUUUGAACUUUGUUAGGUUGUUAAUUUUGUUAAGAACCAUUGUUCAUAUUCUUCAAUGUUAUUACAGUGAAACCUGUAUUAAACGAACC
Molecule: messenger RNA, 2810 nt
Organism: Orbicella faveolata
Lineage: Eukaryota; Metazoa; Cnidaria; Anthozoa; Scleractinia; Merulinidae
Product: E3 ubiquitin-protein ligase TRIM45-like
Molecular function (GO): ubiquitin protein ligase activity; protein binding; zinc ion binding
Source: RefSeq, a predicted model, not a curated record